Dreissena polymorpha is the source of this 3187-nucleotide messenger RNA. RefSeq lists its product as uncharacterized. Lineage: Eukaryota; Metazoa; Mollusca; Bivalvia; Myida; Dreissenidae. Bases 1578 to 2528 code for a protein of 316 amino acids. The transcript is spliced from 2 exons. The record is from RefSeq and is a predicted model, not a curated record.
UGAGCAUAGUUAUGUCUAUCAGAUAUACAGCAUAAGGAUUAUUUGAAGUGUUUAGUUGAAGUGUCUCAUGCACAUUUUAGCACAACUUGAAAGGUGCAUAAGAGCGAAGUUUAAAGGAAAAGGGCCACCUGUGGACUCAAUAUAGAUUCAGUGCAAAGAUUAGAGGCAGUGGAUAGAAAGCAGUGGAUAAAGGCAGUUGUCAGCAGAUAGAGGCAGUGGAUUGAGGCAGAGGGUGGAUAGAAGUAGAUAGAAGCACAGGGUGGACAGAAAUAGAAAGAGGCAGUGGAUUGAGGCAGUGGGUGGAUAGAAGUAGAUAGAAGCAAAGUGUGGAUAGAAAUAGAAAGAGGCAGUGGAUUGAGGCAGUGGGUGGAUAGAAGUCGAUAGAAGCAAAGGGUGGAUAGAAAUAGAAAGAGGCAGUGGAUUGAAUCAGUGGGUGGAUAGAAGUAGAUAAAAGCAAAGGGUGGAUAGAAGUAGAUAGAGGCAGUGGGUGGAUAGAAGUAGAUAGAGGCAGUGGGUGGAUAGAAGCAGUGGGUGGAUAGAAGUAGAUAGAGGCAGUGGGUGGAUAGAAGUAGAAAGAUGCAGUGGAUUAAGGCAGUGGGUGGAUAGAAGUAGAUAGAGGCAGUGGGUGGAUAGAAGUAGAUAGAGGCAGUGGAUUGAGGCUGUGGGUGGAUAGAAGUAGAUAGAAGCACGGGUUGGUCAGAAAUAGAAAGAGGCAGUGGAUUGAGGCAGUGGGUGGAUAGAAGUAGAUAGAAGCACUAGAUGGACAGAAAUAGAAAGAGGCAGUGGAUUGAGGCAGUGGGUGGAUAGAAGUAGAUAGAAGCAGUGGUUGGAUAGAAGUAGAUACAAGCAGUGGGUGGAUAGAAGUAGAUUGAACCAGUGGGUGGAUAGAAGUAGAUACAAGCAGUGGGUGGAUAGAAGUAGAUUGAACCAGUGGGUGGAUAGAAGUAGAUACAAGCAGUGGGUGGAUAGAAGUAGAUUGAAGAAGUGGGUGGAUAGAAGUAGACAGAGGCAGUGGGUGGAUAGAAGUAGAUAGAAGCAGUGGGUGGAUAGAAGUAGAUAGAGGAAGUGAAUUGAGUCAGUAGUCAGCGGAUUGAAGCGGUGGAUGGAUAGAAGUAGAUUGAAGCAGGGGGUGGAUAGAAGUAGAUAGAGGCAGUAGAUUGAGGCAGUGGUCAGUGGAUAGAGGCAGUUGAUUGAGGCAGCAGUAGGAUAGAAGUCAAUAGAAGCAGCGGUUGGAUAGAAGUAGAUAUAGGCAGUGGAUUAAGCCAGUGGGUGGGUAGAAGUAGAUGGAGGCAGUGGGUGGAUAGAAGUAGAUAGAAGCAGUGGGUGGAUAGAAGUAGACAGAGGCAGAGGAAUCUGGGAGUGGAUACAGGUGCGGGGUGCAUUUAGUGUGCAGUGUUAGCGGAUAUUGUGAUUGGAUACAGGCAGUGGAUAGAUGCAGUAGAGGAAGGGAUGUGGAUACAGGUAGUUGAUAGUCAGUGGGUACAGGCAGUGGAUAGAUGCAGUAGAGGAAGGGAUGUGGAUACAGGUAGUUGAUAGUCAGUGGGUACAGGCAGUGGAUAGAUGCAGUAGAGGAAGGGAUGUGGAUACAGGUAGUUGAUAGUCAGUGGGUACAGGCAGUGGAUAUAGAGUGGUUGAUACAGACAGUGGAUACAGAGUGGUUGAUACAGACAGUGGAUAUAGAGUGGUUGAUACAGACAGUGGAUAUAGAGUGGUUGAUACAGACAGUGGAUACAGAGUGGUUGAUACAGACAGUGGAUAUAGAGUUGUUGAUACAGACAGUGGAUACAGAGUGGUGGAUACAGACAGUGGAUAUAGAGUGGUUGAUACAGACAGUGGAUACAGAGUGGUUGAUACAGACAGUGGAUACAGAGUGGUUGAUACAGACAGUGGAUACAGAGUGGUUGAAACAGACAGUGGAUAUAGAGUGGUUGAUACAGACAGUGGAUAUAGAGUGGUUGAUACAUACAGUGGAUAUAGAGUGGUUGAUACAGACAGUGGAUAUAGAGUGGUUGAUACAGACAGUGGAUACAGAGUGGUUGAUACAGACAGUGGAUACAGAGUGGUUGAUACAGACAGUGGAUCUAGUGUGGUUGAUACAGACAGUGGAUAUAGAGUGGUUGAUACAGACAGUGGAUAUAGAGUGGUUGAUACAGACAGUGGAUAUAGAGUGGUUGAUACAGACAGUGGAUAUAGAGUGGUUGAUACAGACAGUGGAUAUAGAGUGGUUGAUACAGACAGUGGAUACAGAGUGGUUGAUACAGACAGUGGAUACAGAGUGGUUGAUACAGACAGUGGAUACAGUGUGGUUGAUACAGACAGUGGAUAUAGAGUGGUUGAUACAGACAGUGGAUACAGAGUGGUUGAUACAGACAGUGGAUAUAGAGUGGUUGAUACAGACAGUGGAUACAGGAUAUGGAUAUAGGCAGUUUCUUUUUCAUUUCAUGCAAACUAGAAAAGUGAUGGUUUUAAUUUUGAAAAAUGACAUGACUCAUAAGAGCUAUUUAUCUUUUAAAAUUACCAUCUAUUGAUCAGACAUGUAUCUAACUAUUGAUAUUACUUUCCAAACUACUUUUAAAAAUUUAUGCUGAAAAUGAAAUUGCAGCUUCUUAUGACCUUGUUUUAACAUCUCGCCAUACCUUAUUGUAAGAUUCUUAUACAUAUCCAAUGAACACUUUGUAUGAUCAAUACCUUAAUCCAUCAUAUGGGACACAAAACUUUAUGUAUUUAUUGCACCUUGUUGAUCACUGAUUUACAGAAUGCAAUAUAGAAACUUUCUGUCACGCUCAUGGCAUCUUGUAAACAUGACACAUCUAAAUAUAGCUGUACCUGCUCCAUUUUCAUGACAGUUAUUAAUAAAUAUUACACCUCAGAGAUAUUGGUCCUUCUAUAUCUAUAUGACCGGCUUCAGUCUGUAAAAUGCGAUAGAUGAAACUAAUAGUAUAUGGACCGGUCACUAUUUUUUGAAUAUGGACCGUUCGGGGUAACACACCACUAAAUUUGCACUGUUUUACUGUAAAAUGACGUCAUUUUUUUAACGAAAUGACGUCAUUAUUCCUGCGAAAUUCUUCAGUUUAUCUCUUUUAAACCAUAAACAAUCGUACAACACUGUACAAUGGUAAAGGGGAAACUCUUCGGUGUAAUAUAAGAAAUAGUAAACUCCACUUCGGUCCCAAUGGCAUUAUAGUGA